Molecule: messenger RNA, 1190 nt
Organism: Habropoda laboriosa
Lineage: Eukaryota; Metazoa; Arthropoda; Insecta; Hymenoptera; Apidae
Gene: BI-1
Product: probable Bax inhibitor 1
Exons: 4
Coding region: 192-902 (236 amino acids)
Biological process (GO): negative regulation of RNA splicing; negative regulation of endoribonuclease activity; negative regulation of apoptotic signaling pathway
Cellular component (GO): mitochondrial membrane
Molecular function (GO): enzyme binding
Source: RefSeq, a predicted model, not a curated record
GAGGCACGUCGACCAAUCGGAAGCGUCGACGAAAUUUACGCACAGAAAUAUCACUGACGUGUCCACGGAAAGGAGACUACUUCAAGGGUUCAUGAUUAUUCUCGUUUCGUACAAGAACGGUGCUUGAAAACAACAGUGUCCGACGGAUUGUGUUAAUUACAGUGUAAUUUGUGGAAUUGAGUAACGAAAUUAUGGCAGCGCAGUUAAAUACAUUUGUAAAGUCUUUCACUAACAGACUGGAAUCUCCUGUUAGGCAACACUUGAAAAAUGUCUAUGGUUGUCUGUCUAUGGCAACAGUAUCAGCUUCUGCAGGAGCUUACAUACACUUAUUUACAGAGCUCCUGCAGGCUAAUUUAUUGACAACCCUUGGUACUUUUGGUUUACUUUUUGCUUUAACCAGUACACCAGACAAUGGGAAAAAUCAAAAAUUACGGCUCAGCUACCUUCUGGGAUUUGCAUUCAUGUCUGGGCUUGGUUUAGGUCCCUUACUUCAAUUGGUUAUGAGUAUUAAUCCAAGUAUCAUAGUAACUGCACUCAUAGGAACAACUGUUGUAUUUGUAUCAUUUAGUAUCUCUUCUCUUAUGGCUGAAAGAGGACGUUGGUUAUAUCUUGGUGGUACCUUAAUGAGCUUGCUAAAUGUUAUGGUUUUGUUUUCAUUUGUCAACUUGUUCCUACGUUGGUCCUUCUUCUAUCAAGCCCACUUAUAUGUUGGAUUAUUUUUGAUGUGUGGUUUUGUUAUUUAUGAUACACAAUUGAUCAUUGAGAAAUACCACAUGGGUAGCAAAGACUUCAUCAUGCACUCUCUAGAUCUCUUCAUAGAUUUUAUUGGUAUUUUCCGCUAUCUCGUUAUAAUCCUUACACAAAAGGAAGUAUCAAAGAAUCAACGUAAACGCAGAGAUUAAACGGGAGCAAAGAAAGCUGUAAAAUAUCAUACCAUUCAAGUAAAUCCAUGAAUUAGAGGUCUUCAUCUAAUCUAUCCAUAUGUAAGACGUAUAUUUACUAUAAAAUUUAAAUAAUACAGCUUAUCAAUUGCGUCGACAAAAUUUUUAGGCGUGACCAUAAGGACGCAAUGUAUUUAUUUCGAAUUACUUAUUUGUCACUGCUCUUUUCACUUAUCUAUUAUCUAUUAGAUUUAUAUACAUGUAUACAUAAAUAGAUAUAAAUUUAUUGUACUAUAUUUUUAUCUUUCA